AUGGCAGCUGUCUACAAAACUCUGUCUGCGGCAAGCGGAAACGAGAAGGAGUCAGGGGAGCGCAGAAAUAAGCAGCGUGUGCUCAUCCUGAGCUCUCGAGGUGUGACUUACAGACAUCGACACUUGCUGCAGGAUCUAUACUCGUUGAUGCCUCACAGCAGAAAAGAAGCCAAAUUUGACUCCAAGACCAAGCUGUAUGAACUCAACGAGCUCGCUGAGUUGUACAACUGCAACAAUGUUCUGUUCUUUGAAGCACGCAAAGGCCAGGAUCUGUACGCUUGGAUGAGCAAGGCACCAAAUGGACCCACUGUCAAGAUGCACCUGCAGAACCUGCACACCAUGGAAGAACUCAACUUCAUUGGCAACUGCCUCAAAGGAUCCCGGCCGGUGCUCUCAUUCGACGCACAAUUCGAGAAGCAAGCACAUACGCGUCUGAUCAAGGAGCUCCUCACCCAGAUCUUCGGCGUUCCCAAGACCUCGCGAAAAGUCAAGCCUUUUGUCGACCACGUGAUGGGCUUUACCCUGGCCGAUGGCAAGAUCUGGGUGCGUGUGUACCAAAUCAACGAGUCUGAGCCCGGAAAGAAGAAGCCCGUGGAUGGUGAAGAGAUGGACGUAGACCCUGCCCCAAAGAAGAAGGGCAAAACCGAGUUCGACGUGCAACUGGUGGAGAUUGGCCCACGUUUCGUCCUCACGCCCAUCGUCAUCCAGGAAUCCAGCUUUGGCGGACCCAUCAUCUACGAGAAUAAAGAGUUUGUUUCGCCCAACCAGAUCCGCUCUGACCUCAGACGAGGCAAGGCUGGCAAGUUCAACAGCCGGACAGAAGCCGCCAGAGACAGCAAGAUCAGGCGCGGGGAGCUGGGUCUGCUGAGCCACGGUGGGCGAAAGAAGGAGAAGGACCCUCUGAGCGAUUCAGUACUCUUUGCGUAG
Paraphaeosphaeria sporulosa is the source of this 927-nucleotide messenger RNA. RefSeq names its product ribosome biogenesis protein-like protein Brx1. The record is from RefSeq and is a predicted model, not a curated record. The coding region runs from base 1 to 927 and encodes 308 amino acids. Gene Ontology annotation, molecular function: rRNA binding. The transcript is spliced from 3 exons. NCBI's taxonomy places the organism in Eukaryota, Fungi, Ascomycota, Dothideomycetes, Pleosporales, Didymosphaeriaceae. Gene Ontology annotation, biological process: ribosomal large subunit assembly; rRNA processing. Gene Ontology annotation, cellular component: nucleolus.